GAUCUGUGCGAUCCAUGAUGCCGCUGCUGGCCUGCACGAGCGAGCAGAGGCAAGGCUUCUCUAUGGAGGAUGAUUCCGAGAUUUACAGGGUCCGGAGCGAGUGUCAGGAUGUGGCGACGAGCUCCGCGCCGAGGCGGAGGCGGAGGAAGCUCUCGGCGGAGAAAUGGCGGGCUGCGUUUGACGCGCAAGGGCGGCUCAAUGUGAAGCGAGUUCUUCGGCACAUCGAAAGAGGGGGCGUUGCGUCGGAGAUUCGCGCUCACGUCUGGGAGUUUCUUUUGGGUGUUUACUCCCCCAGCAGCAAUGCUGCCGAAAGGGAAGAGCUUCGUCAAUCGCGACGUGACAAAUAUUUGAAGCUCAAGGCCGAGUGUAAAAGAAUGGAUGCGGCCGUUGGAAGUGGUGAAGUUGUGAUAUCGCCGCGAAUGAAUGCCGACGGAGUUUCCAUGGAGGAGAAUAAUCCAGGUGGUUACUUCUUUGUUUGCUUCGGGCUUUUCACUUUCAGUCCAAGUAUUAGCAGAAUUUAUUGAAAAGCCGUGCUGGAUCCAGCGCCGAGGGCAAAGAUUGUCCAGUGGAAAGCUCUUCUCCACCAGAUUGGACUGGAUGUAGUUCGCACGGAUAGAGUUUUAGAGUUUUACGAGGAUCCCAAGAACUUGGGAAAGCUCUGGGACAUCCUGGCAGUAUACGCUUGGAUCGACGAGGAGGUUGGCUACUGUCAAGGUAUGAGCGAUCUUUGCUCGCCGAUGGUGCUCCUUUUCGCGGACGAGGCUGACGCCUUUUGGUGCUUCAAGUGCCUGAUGCGUCGAGUGCGGGAAAAUUUCAGGUGCACGAAUAAGAUGAUGGGGGUUCAGAAGGAGCUCUCCUUCCUCGCAGCUGCCAUGCGAGUAAUCGAUCCAAAGCUUCAUAGAACUCUAGAUGCACUUGGAGGGAGCAACUAUAUUUUUGCGUUUCGAAUGCUCAUGGUUAACUUUCGCCGGGAGUUUUCGUUCGUUGAUACGCUCAGCCUCUGGGAGAUGAUGUGGGCUUUCGAGUACCAUCCCGACCUUCAAAUUCUCUACAUGGAGGCCCCGGAUGGUCACAUUGACAACGUACAGCCGGACUAUAGAGCUGGAGGUAGAUUUGCAAAGCGGAACAUUAAGUAUGGAUCGCCAAGAGCCCUCAACGAGCAUCCGUCCCUGGCAGUUUUCUUUGUAGCCGGGAUCUUGGUGCUGCUACGAUCCAAGUUUAUAAAGAGAAUUCAAGGCCUGGACGAAGUCGUGAGGGCUCUGAACGAUAUGAGCGGCAAGAUAGACGCAUACCGAGCGUGCCAAAAAGCGCUCAAGUUCCAUAAGUUAUACCUGAAGAAGGUGAAGAAAUCAAACACGUAGUAACAAGUAUCUAAAAUAAGUGAAAUGAAACUUUGACAGAAACAAAGGUCAGUGAGUUUUGGGACAAAUCUCGUAUCUAAUUCUGUUACGGGAUGUCGACUGGUUCGCGCAAGCAUUUAUACCUCGGAAGAAAUUUAUCCUUGUUUGCCUUGUAGCCGCUCUCUAAGAGAACUCUAUUCCACAAUCUAUUUUCGAUUAGCGUUGGAACUAUCCAAAGAGAUAAACGAACAGCGACGUCUUUAUUUUCCUUGUGAUCGAUCUCACACUCACAAGGGAUUACCACUCAAGGUAAUUUUAUGUAGUUGCUUCGAUCAUGCAUUCCAUUUCCUGGCAGGCUUGAAGCUUAAUACCACACGAGAUGAGAAGUAGGAAGCCAGUGACAGACCUCUACCUUGUUGAGAAUCUUAAAAGAGAUGUGAGAAGGUUCGAAAUCAUGAGACAAACCGCUGGAGCUUUUACCGUGGCAGGCUUCGUCUUCUUGGAAGAACUUCUCCCGUAUCGUGUGCCACAUGAAGAUGGCGAAUGGGAAAGUCAUGAUGCAGCCACCACCUUCAUCUCCACCACCUAGAAUGGUUCCUUUGGAGUGUCCAACUCGAGCUUGGGAAGGGUCGAAGUGGACUUUGUGGAGAUGUGAUAAGACUUGAUCUGGUGCUUGAUCCCGGCGACUUGGGAUAUCGCCAGGUUAUCCUUGCACGUUCGUCCGGAAUCAAAAAGGCAAAAUAAUGACGUCAUCA
Messenger RNA from Selaginella moellendorffii, 2095 nucleotides. Its product is annotated as GTPase-activating protein GYP7-like. The transcript has 10 exons. Gene Ontology annotation, biological process: activation of GTPase activity. Gene Ontology annotation, molecular function: GTPase activator activity. The record is from RefSeq and is a predicted model, not a curated record. Lineage: Eukaryota; Viridiplantae; Streptophyta; Lycopodiopsida; Selaginellales; Selaginellaceae.